This is a messenger RNA of Trypanosoma brucei brucei TREU927, 957 nucleotides long. RefSeq lists its product as hypothetical. The coding region runs from base 1 to 957 and encodes 318 amino acids. The transcript has a single exon. Lineage: Eukaryota; Euglenozoa; Kinetoplastea; Trypanosomatida; Trypanosomatidae. The record is from RefSeq and is a predicted model, not a curated record.
AUGUCUGCACGAUGUGCCGCUAAGCAUACGAAGGAAACUAUUAAAUUUGUGCGCGCGUAUAUAAAAUUCUAUAUGCAUACACGUAUAUAUAUAUAUAUACGUGUGUGUGUGUGUGUGUAUGCGUGGAAAUUCGUUUACUAUUUUGUUGUUAUUCGUGUUUUUCCUCCCUCUUUCUCUUGUUUUUUUGUUUGCGUCUCUUGUUAUCGUAGUUUUGGAGUAACAAAUAGACUAGUUUCACAGCAAAAGGUAUCGGCUGCGCAGGGCCGUGUCAUGUCCCGCGCCACUUAUAGCCGUAGCACUUCCCCUUACAGAAGCCCCAGAGGAGGCACUCCUUCCAGAAGCACCGACGCAUCAGCUUUUAUUCGGUUUCUUCUUAGUGAAAACAUCGAUCAGCGCAUUGCUGACACGAAGAGAUGGCUGCGGCGGAUACGCGAACAUAUGCGUAAUAAUGCGCCAAGAAGAUGCUCGCGGUGUUUUGAUCCAUCAAUGAUAUUUUGUGCCAUACGUGCGAGUAGUGCGUUGCUAACAGAGAAGCCGAACCGUCAUCGCAUGUCAGCGAGGCCUCGUCGGUUUCGGUGCUCACUCAACUCAUUUCUUGAUGGGACACCAUUUCUCACACCAAGAGAUUUGUGUCGGUAUAACACUAGUGUUGCCAAGCGGCUGAGUGAUGAUGAGUUGGAGUUGAUGCGGAAAUACGUUUUCGACUAUGAUGAAGUGGCUUUUGCGGAUCUUUUGUAUGGUGAUGAUAUAAUUCCCGAUGAUAGCGAGGAAGGACGUGACGAAUCCCCACGAAGCCGGAGGCGAAUCCUGGCAGCCGUUCGCGCAUUUAAUGAAAGGUCCCGUAUCGCAAUGGAGCGACUCUUCGCAGCCCCUGGUGGCCUUGUGGAUGCCGUCAUGCGCAUUACAUUACUUGUACCUUUAGUGUCGAAUGAUAUGGAUGAUUCUGAUGAAGGAUAA